AUGAAUGAAAUAGAGGAAUAAGAAGCGUCUCAUUAUUCAACAAUAAAUGAAUUAAAAUCAGAAAUUUAAAUAGUGUCUUAGAAAGAAGAGAAUUCUGUAAUAAAAUCAGAUAGUAUAAUAAAUUUUGAUGAUACCUUAACUCAAAUAGGGUUUGGAAGAUUUUAAAUAAUGCAGUACCUGGUAUCAAUAAUUUUGGGAAUAAUGGAAGGAGCAUAAAUAACUAUAUUUACUUUAAUGAUACCUAUCCUAAAGAAUGAAUGGAAUAUAUCUGAAUCAAUAGUGUCUUUAUAAACAAGUUUUAUUUUCAUCGGAUUUCUAGUUGGAUCUAUGUUAUCAGGUUAAUUUACUGAUAGAUAUGGAAGGAAAUUUCCUUUUAUUUUUAGUACUUUAUUCACAGUGCUAAUUUGUUUUGCUACAAUUCUUUGUACUAAUGUCUAUGAGUUACUAAUUAUGAGAGGAUUAAUGGGUAUAUUUGUAGGUUUCUUUGCUCCAUGUUGUGUAACAUUAUUAUAAGAGAUAACCCCAAAUAAUUUAAGAGGUUAGAUGACUGGAUCUGUAACAUUAAGUGUUGCAAUAGGUUAAUUGUACGGUUUUUUUAUGGCUUCAUUAAUACUGGAUGGAAUAAAUGGAAGUUGGAGAUGGUUAACUUUUCUUGGAUCAUUACCAGGAUUGGCAGCAUUUAUAUUAUCUCUAAUGUACAUAUAAGAAUCUCCAAGAUAUCUAUUAUUAGAGGGUAAAUAUUAUGAAGCAUUUCAAACUUUAAGAUUAAUGAUAAAAACUAAUAAUACUACAAAAUUUAGCUUAACUAUUGAAAAUGAACACAAAUUAGUUAUAUGGUCGUUAUAUAUGAAUAGUAUUGCCAGAAAGACCGAACAUGGUUCAUUUAAAAGCUUGCUCAAUGGAGAUAGACUAUAUAUUUCAUUAGUUUUAUGGAGUAUUUGGUUUUUCCUUUGUUUUGCUUAUUAUGGAAAUUUAAUGACAAUGCCUUAAAUACUUUAUUAACUUAAAGAUAAUUAAUCUCAAUUAUAACAACUAGUCUAUGCUUGUCUAAGUGAUAUUCUAGGUGCUAUUUUGGCAACUUUAAUUAUUGAUAUUAAAGGAUUAGGUAGAAAGAAUUCAUUAAUUAUUGGAUUUAUCACAGCUGCAGUUUUCUCAUUUUUAUAACUUUACUAUUAUGAAAAUCAUUUUGCUAUUUUAGCAAUUUUAUAAAAAUUGUUUCUCUCUAUGAAUUAUAUUUUCUGGUAUCAUUCUCUUAUUUAUAAUAGUUACUAAUUAACGACUGAACUAUAUCCUACUAAAUUAAGAACUACAGGAUUGGGUACAGCAGUUGCAAUAGGGAGAUUAGGUGUCAUCUUGAUGCCUUGGUCUUGUAUGAUAGUUUCCUAAUAUUCUAUCAUUGCACCAUUUCUUUUAUUUUCCGUUGCUUCCUUUAUAGGAAGUAUUUUUACUUGCUUUAUUCCCUUUGAUACACUAGGGAAAAGCUUAGAUAACAAUAAUUGAUUAAUUAAUUUAUCAAUUUAUU
Molecule: messenger RNA, 1522 nt
Organism: Paramecium sonneborni
Lineage: Eukaryota; Ciliophora; Oligohymenophorea; Peniculida; Parameciidae
Source: the annotation of a GenBank genome assembly